AUGGCAGAAGAAAACGACUCGAAAUCAAGUGUUGAAUUGGCGACAAAACUUGUACAACUCGGAAGAGCUAGGGACAAAACAGAAACGAUAUUACAAGCUGCAAAAGAGAGUGCUAUCAAGAGACAUGUCGAGACAUUGAGAGAGAUAAUAAACGAAGUCAAUAAACUAGUACGAACGAUCGAAGCAGAGAAAAUUACAGCUAAGGAAAACAGCGACGAGAUUGACACAUGGAUCGGUGAAAUAGAGGAGAAAUUAAACGAGGGCGACGAGAAAAUUACUAUUUUAGAACAGUGGUUGAACGAAACGCGAGAGAAACGUGAAUAUAGCGACCAGAAAAAGAAAUUAGACUUUGAAAUGGAACUUCAUGAGGCCAAGAUGAAACUACAAGCUCAACAAAUAAACAAAGAAUCAUCAAAAGAACUGACCUCAAGUGAGAUUCCUAUUCCAAAUUUGCAAGCCAAACUACCGAAAUUGACAAUUACAAUAUUUGAUGGAUCGUAUGGAGACUGGCAGAGAUUUUGGGGACAAUUUUCAGAGACUAUUGAUAAAACAAAUGUACCACCAGUAACAAAAUUCACAUAUUUGAGAGAGUUGCUAUGCGACAAAGCAAAACGUGCGGUUGAGGCUCUUCCAUUUACUGCAGAGGGUUACAACAGAGCGGUUUCAAUUCUCAAGGAUAGAUUUGGUAAGGAAAGCGAGAUAGUAAAAACAUAUGUCAAGGAGAUUCUCGAACUUCCAUAUACGGCAACAUCAAAUCCUAAAAGGAUACAUGAAUUUUAUGAGAAGUUAUCAUAUUGUGUACAGUCGCUUGAGACAUUGAAAAAAUUGGAAGCUGUGAAUGGAACUGUUGCCAUGACAUUGGACAAAUUGCCAAACAUACGGGGUGAUUUAGUACGGAACGACUCAGACUGGGAGAAAUGGGACUAUAUUCAACUAACCGAAGCAUUACAACAUUGGACUCGAAGGAAUCCAGUCGAAGCACAGAAACCAGAUGAUGGGAGGAAGAAACAAGAUCGGCGACAAGGCGGUUAUCAGUUCUCAACGCAACAGAAGUCAUAUCAGAUAAGUAAAAGUUCUCGGAAGUGUGUAUAUUGUAGUUCUGAGAGUCAUAGAUCUGCUGAGUGUGACACAAUUUUGACAUUCGAGGACAGGAAAAAGUUUAUAGCUACAAAACAUCUGUGCUUUAACUGCACAGGGCCCUCUCAUAGGGCAGCUGAGUGUAAGAGUGUCUCGAAGUGUCGAUUUUGCAAUAAACGUCAUCAUACGUCAAUUUGUGAUGCACCCAAAGCAGACGAGCAUGAGAUAGCGAAAACAGCUCAUACCGGGGGGGAUAGUGAAGUUAUUUAUCCAGUGGUGAUGGUUGAAGUAGACGGGAUUAAGACACAUGCACUGCUCGAUACUGGAGCAGGAAGCUCCUAUGCUUCCAGUAGUCUAACCAAUGCAUUGAAGAGAAAACCUAAAGCUGUCAAAACAAAACGAAUUGAAAUGAUGUUAGGAUCCACCACCACCAGAGUAGAAAUUUAUGCAGCCAGCAUAAAAUCCCUAGAUCAGAAAUUUGAGCUUGAAAUUGAAAUGUCAAAAGUUGAUAAACCUGAGCUAAUGAAACUCAACAACCCAAAUUAUGCCCACCUGUUAGAGAGAUACAAACAUUUGAACGGUGCAAAAUUCGAAGAUCCUGACACCCGUACACAAAUACCUGUACACCUUGUGCUUGGGGCUAGUGAUUAUGCCAAAAUUAAAACCACUACGGCUCAAAAGGUGGGGAAGCCGGGGCAGCCGGUGGCAGAGAAAACCCUCCUUGGUUGGACGGUGAUGUCUCCAGGGAAGGAGGGUCCCAUCCUGUUAACUCAAUCCACUACUAUAGAUUAUGAGCAGUUAUGUGCAUUAGAUGUCCUCGGACUUCCGGACAGAAAUGAAAAUGAUCAGAAAACUGUGUAUGAGGAAUUUGAAGAGCAGCUUAGUAGAGAUCAAGCGGGCUGGUAUGAGACAUCAUUAACAUGGAAAGGGAAUCACCCCCCACUGCCAACUUAUGAGAACAGUAGCAAGCGUCGCCUAGAGCAGUUGCUUAAGAAACUUGAACGGAACGGACAGUACAAACAGUAUAAUGACAUUAUACAACAACAGUUAAAUCAGGGAGUAAUUGAGCUGGCACCUACCACUAAAACAGCAAAAGAAUUUUAUAUUCCCCACAAAGGCAUAGAAAGGAAGCAAGCUGAGACCACCAAGUUGAGAGUGGUGUAUGAUGCGUCUGCGAAAGAGAGCGGAUUCCAACCAUCCCUCAAUGAUUGCCUCCACCCGGGCCCCCCUCUCCAGAACCUGUUAUGGGACGUCCUUGUUAGAUCUAGAUUUCACCCCAUUCUGUUAACAGGCGAUUCGAAACAGGCCUUUUUGCAAAUCAGAAUAAAGGCCGAAGAUAGAGAUUCAUUGCGAUUUCACUGGAAAGAGACUGGGAACGAUGCAAUACAAAUCUACCGGUUUACUCAUGCCCUGUUUGGGCUGACUUGCUCCCCAUUCCUUCUCGGGGGAGUCCUUAAAACCAUCUGGAUGCUUGGGAAGAUCGCUAUCCCGAGAUAGUGAAGCAAUUACGCGAAGGACUGUAUGUUGAUGGUUUGAUUACGGGGGGUACCACAGUCGCAGAAAUCCAGACCCAGAAGGAGAAAACUAUCGAACUUUUCGACGAUGCCACUUUCACAAUACACAAGUGGCACUCAAACGUACCUGAACUCGAGCCAAAGAAUCAAUCGUCAUCAGAGAUAAGUGAACUAACAUAUGCCAAAAGUCAACUGGCAGGGAUCGAACAGCCCGAUGGGAAACUACUUGGUGUGCCCUGGGAUAGGAAGCACGAUACUAUUAGCGUGACCCUCACCACAGACGCUGAACCUGUAACUAAGAGAAGCAUCUUGUCAAAAUUGGCACGAAUCUACGACCCCCUGGGCUUGGCUUCACCAACCACACUGACCGGAAAACUUGUUUAUCGGAGUGCGUGUGACAGUAAAAUUCCAUGGGACGCAGACCUACCAGGGCCACUACGAAAGAAAUGGAAGGAAUGAAACGAAGCGCUCGAGUCCUAUACAAUCCCUCGGUCCUUAGCCUCAUACCAUCAACCAAUUCAAGAGAUCACCUUGCAUGGAUUCGGAGACGCGAGCUCAAACGGCGUUUGUGCAGUCGUCUAUGCAGUAGUCAAACAAGAGGAUGGAGUUACCCAGGGAUUGGUAUGUUCGAAGUCACGAAUAGCGAAGCGGAACUUGACCAUUCCACGUCUUGAGCUCAUAUCGGGACACAUGACUGUAAACCUAGCCACAAAUGUUCAACAAGCUCUCACUACUCAUCCAGCAACUGUUCAUUGUUGGCUCGAUUCAUCCGUAGCUCUGUACUGGAUCAAUGAUCAAGGUGAAUACCGACAAUUUGUGGCAAACAGAGUACAAAAGAUUCGUCAGCACGAGAAUGUUACUUGGCAUCACGUUCCAACAGCGGAAAACCCAGCCGACAUCGGAAAUCGGGGAGGAAAGGUCUCUGGGAACACGUUAUGGAAAGAGGGUCCAUCAUGGUUAAACAAUCCUGCAGAAUGGCCAGUUCAACGAGUUCUGGAACCGACAUCAGAUAGCAAAUCAGAAGCGAAAGUGAUUAAAGAAAUCUUCAAAGCUGCGCACAUUGAAGAAGACAUCAUGGAUUUACUACUUGAUAAAUAUCCUUUACCGAAAGUGCUACGAAUUGGAGCGUGGGUUCGACGGUUCAUUCUGAAUUGUAAACGACAACCGGCAGAGAGAGAGAAAGGUCCCAUCAACAGUCGCGAGGUUCAACAACAACGAGAAUGGUGGAUACGACGGGCCCAAGACGCAGUCAAACACGAUGCACGAUAUUUAGCCGACCGAGAGCGAUUAAACCUACAGGAGAACAACCUCGGAAUUCUGGAGUGUAGAGGCAGAAUUAUCGGAGAAUAUCCCAUCUAUAUACCAGACUUCCAUCCUUUCGCGUCAUCUUUAGUUCGUGAAGCGCACCUAUCAACUCUACACGGGGGAGUCAGUACAACCAUGGCGAAAUGCUGCAGCAGCAGCUACGUUACGCAUAAGAGACAUUGCAGAGGAUGA
Molecule: messenger RNA, 4088 nt
Organism: Paramuricea clavata
Lineage: Eukaryota; Metazoa; Cnidaria; Anthozoa; Malacalcyonacea; Plexauridae
Source: the annotation of a GenBank genome assembly